Messenger RNA from Ectocarpus siliculosus, 1869 nucleotides. NCBI's taxonomy places the organism in Eukaryota, Phaeophyceae, Ectocarpales, Ectocarpaceae. The record is from the annotation of a GenBank genome assembly.
UGCUCGCUGUGUGCGGCACUGCACUGACGACAGCACUGCUAACCCGUGUACCUAAUACUGCCGUAGGUGGUAAUGUCGUCACUGGCCGGCGUGCUUCGGGUGUCGGGGCGCCGUUCCAUACUUGUGUCCGCGAGAAGAGGUCAGCCACUUGUAAGACCUGCUGCUGCUGCAGGGGCACAACAGGCAGCAGCGGCAACGAGCGCAGCAGCGCCGUUCAACACCAGCGGGAACCUCGACGCCUCGUACACCACUACCUCCUGCUCACCAUUAAGUCGAAUCGGAGCCCGCGGCGCUACCCGGGCGGCAUCCUCAUCGCUAUUCCCGUUCCGGAGACGGCAAGCCUGCGGCCUGCGAUGGGUGCAAUCGACCACAGCAGCACAUCAGCACCACCUCCCUCAUUGGGCAACCGCGGAAACCUUCUCCGCCGGCAGCAGCAGCAGCAAGCGCGGCAUGAUGAGCAAGGCUAGCCGGAAAGGCGACGACUCGAAAGGCGAGCAGCAGCAGCAGCAAAAGCAGCAAGGAGAGGAGCAGCAGUACGAGGACGCCGACUACGAGCCGGAACCCGAGGAGAAGAUAUCGAUCGUCAAGACCGUGGCCGGCGUUUGCGUCCUCGGCCUGGUCGUUGCGGCCCUCAGCGCCACGAUCACGGAGCUCUGGCCCAGCCACAUGGCGCCCCAGUCCAUCAUGUCGCACGCCCACGACGUGUUUCAAGCCGACCCUGAUACCGCGAACCACUUCGGGACGCCUUUGAAGGGGUACGGGCGGGACAACAACCGGCACCGAGAAGGGCGGAGGAACUUCGUGGAGCACGUGGACCACGAGGACCCCAUCGACAAGAGCAAGAGAACCAGGGUCCGCUUCAACGUCGAGGGCCCGCACGGCCACGGCAUGGCGUACGCCGAGGUGUCAAACAAGAUGGAGUCGGGGGAAUGGGUGUACCUGUGCGUGCAGGACCUCCAAACGGGCCACGUUAUCACGCUCCACGACAACCGAGCCCUGCUCAUGGCGCAGGCCCAGGCGGGUUCGGACGAGGAGAAGAACGCCUUCCGGAAAAUGCUCGGGCAGUAAUGAAAGGAGGCGUGUUUUUGUCGGGGGAAGGGUGUUUGACUUAUCCGGGCGGGGGCAUUCUUGUUUUCUUUGAAAUCGGCAGCCGUCUCGAUCGACUGUGUUCGCGCAUUCAUUUCUUGUGCUCUGCGUCCGUGGUGAUGUUUUCGACGUACGUAAGCAGUGGGCUGUUCGGGGGCAAUGUCCUUGUUUUGUUCUCUUUUCACGCGGAGAUGCCCGGGCGGCUUCGGUGUUGUCCCCCCGCUUGAUGAGUUAUUUCUGCUUGCUAAAUAGGCACACCUCCCACGUGCCGAUGCGUGAAGGAAGAGUCGUCAUCAUAAAGGAGGGAGUUCCACGAGAAUUUGGGUACACUACAGCAGAGCGCAUCCGUCCGCAAUGUUUGCAUGUGUCUUCGAGGUCAUAUGCUAUGACCAAGAGUUGAGCAGGUCGGGGCACGGGGGCACCUUUUUUGGAAUGAGCCUGAAUCGUGAGAGCGUUGCUUCAAGCUGACUACGCACUAGUGUUGCUCCGCGUGGUCGGUGAUGAGCUCCCAUCACGAACAUUUGCUUCCUUUUUUUGCGUCCCGCUCUCGCUCGCCGUCCCAGGCACUUGUCUGUUGCGUAGCAUCAAAGACGGUUGGAAAUUGUCACGCGCCUAUAUGAAGAAAGUCUUCUGGCGCUUGAGUAUUUUUUCGUGUGGGUCGGGGUGUGUCGUACUCCAGAAAAAUCUUGGCAGCUGUUUUCUAUUCUGUUGCCCUUCUCGUUUGCAGAAAUUUUGUGUAGGUCGUCCCAAUGUACCAGUUAAUAGUAACGUAUGUUGGAUUCC